This is a messenger RNA of Effrenium voratum, 637 nucleotides long. The record is from the annotation of a GenBank genome assembly. NCBI's taxonomy places the organism in Eukaryota, Dinophyceae, Suessiales, Symbiodiniaceae.
GGCCGACGCCCCCUCCUGUGACGUCGACGACGACCAGAACCGUUCUCACCACGAUUCCUGGCUUCCAGCAGGAAAUUCCGGCCACAUGCUGCACCACCUUGCCGCCGGUCAGCACAGCGAUUCCCAAGUACACCACAGCUCCGCCCUACGACUACGUGUGGGAAACAACCACGCUGACAACUACAGAAACCAGAAGUUCCAGCACCACAACCUCAUCUACCAGUGCAACAACGAUCAGCACGACAUCGUACACCUCAACCAGCACACAAAGUAUGCCUUGGUGGUGGAACAUGUCGUACUUCUCCACCACCACCAUCACCUCGGUCACCUCCACCUCCGUGACGCAGACCAGCAGCACCAGCUCCACUGGUACCAGUACCUCUCGCACCACCAGCACCGCGCCUUGGCCGCGGACCUCCACCAGCACCUCCAGUUCCAGCACCAGCUACAGCAACACCACGCUGGCAACGACCAGCACCACCAGCUCUUCCACCUCUUCCUCCGUCACCACAAUGACGUUCACCACCUCGACAAACACGACCUCCACAGCUACCACCACAACGACACUGUCCACGACGUCAUCGACGAAGUCGAGUACGACGAGUUUCCUUCCAGACCCUCCUGUACCCUGCUUGCC